Molecule: messenger RNA, 725 nt
Organism: Haliotis rubra (blacklip abalone)
Lineage: Eukaryota; Metazoa; Mollusca; Gastropoda; Lepetellida; Haliotidae
Exons: 4
Coding region: 120-464 (114 amino acids)
Source: RefSeq, a predicted model, not a curated record
CUGUAGACCCCAUGCGACGGCGUGAUGUUGUAGGUUGAUACUGGCGUGUUGUAAACGAGAACAUAGUCUGUGAAUCUUCUCUAAUAAGACUGGACGCCACUUAGCAGCUAAAGCACAAAAUGAAAAAGAGCUGGUGGAAGGUGUCGCUGCUGCAGCUGUCCGGUGUCGUCUACGUCCUCCUGCUGCUGUUGGUCCCCGCGUCCUCCCAGUACGACAGAGACUUGAUAAACAGACAGAGAAGGAACGAUGAAGCUCUACAACAACUUAGGAGUAUAAAAAGGCGUGUGUCCUACAGAUACGUGAGCAAGCGUCGGAAGGCCCUCGAGUGCCGAGAGUGGAACCAGUUCUGUGUCCCCUGGUCCUCGGAGUUAGAGCAGACGUGCUGCAACCCUCGCCGGCUGGUCUGUAGAUGCAACCUCUGGAUGCAGAACUGCAGAUGCAUGUCGAGAGCGUGGGGGAAGUGAUGUCACUCGCUGGGACCUUCAUUUCAACCAAUCUGCUCAAAGAUUGUCAAUCUCGUGUGGGCUGUCACGUGACUUCCUGUCGUCUGCGAAGGUGGUGGAGAGGGCGUUAGAGAAACAGACCAAUGUCAGUUAUUUUGUAUAUUUUACAUGUACGGUUAUUGAGAAUACCGACUGUGUUCAAACAGUUUCUAUCGUCUUUGUUCGUUGUGCUCCUUCUGUACAUAUUAGCAACUAUAUGGCAUUAAAUUUGUUUUACAUGCA